UGGUGGCGAGCCUGGCGGACAACGAACGAAUGUUCCCGACGGUCCUCGUCGGUCCGAUACGAGCGGACCAGGAUCUUGGUCAUUACCCGCAGCUUUGGCAGCUUUGGUCACAACUGCGCAGGGAUCUGGAGGCUUGGCAGUCCAACGCCACCACCCCGCCUCUUUGAUCAGUCGAGAUAGGUCGUAUCGACGGAUUACCUUACCUUCCUACAGGUGCCUACUAAUUCUCUCGGCGACUGGCACUUCCUCCUGCUGGCGCAACUUUGCAAAAGCGACCCAAGGCGCGCGGCGCAUUGACGCAUCGACAAACCGCCUUUUUUUCACAACAGGAAAAGGGUAGGGGCCGUGCCCUUCCAGGUCAGCCCCGCCGAGGAGAAGCAACAAGCAACAUCAAACAUUCCACAUACCUCAACAUGAUGGCGUCGCAAACGACCGGCACGACGCAAGCGGCCGGCGCCAGCGCCGAGCAACAACAGACUGCGCCGCAGAAGUCCCCGACUUCCCCCACCACCAACACCGCCGCCACCGCCGCCGCCGCGGCAGCGCGGCUGCACCGGCCGAUCCUGCAGUCGAUCCCGGACACGCGGCCGCAGUCGUUCGACGAGAUCUACGGCCCGCCCGAGAACUUCCUGGAGAUCGAGGUGCGCAACCCGCAGACGCACGGGAUCGGGCGGCACAUGUACACCGACUACGAGAUCGUGUGCCGCACCAACAUCCCCGCCUUCAAGCUGCGCGCGUCGUCGGUGCGCCGCCGCUACUCCGACUUCGAGUACUUCCGCGACAUCCUCGAGCGCGAGAGCGCCCGCGUCACCAUCCCGCCGCUGCCCGGAAAGGUGUUCACCAACCGCUUCAGCGACGACGUCAUCGAGGGCCGCCGCGCCGGGCUCGAGAAGUUCCUCAAGAUCGUCGUCGGCCAUCCGCUGCUGCAGACCGGCAGCAAGGUGCUGGCCGCGUUCGUGCAGGACCCCAACUGGGACCGCAACGCGUGGUGACGCUGCCCAGGCGGCGGGCCUCGACGCCCGCCAUCUCCGACGAGCUCCCCCCCGCCCGGUUUGUCAAGGCUGAGGGCUCUAUUUGCCGAACGAAACUCUACGGACAAGGAUACGGAUAAGGGCUAUCCACACAAGCCCAAGAAGCUGCGGAAACGGCCGCCGCGAGACUCGAGACACCGAAGUGCCUGCCUUACCAGCGUUGUUAUUGGCAUGGAAGGGAUGCGCGGUGAGGGUUGAUGGUUGGAACAUGCUCGGGGGAAUCAGCGGGAAGACGAAAUCUGCCUCGAACGGCCAA
This is a messenger RNA of Thermothielavioides terrestris NRRL 8126, 1287 nucleotides long. RefSeq lists its product as uncharacterized. Gene Ontology annotation, biological process: endocytic recycling; late endosome to Golgi transport. Bases 414 to 992 code for a protein of 192 amino acids. The transcript has 3 exons. Gene Ontology annotation, molecular function: phosphatidylinositol-3-phosphate binding. The record is from RefSeq and is a predicted model, not a curated record. Lineage: Eukaryota; Fungi; Ascomycota; Sordariomycetes; Sordariales; Chaetomiaceae. Gene Ontology annotation, cellular component: early endosome membrane; retromer complex.